Molecule: messenger RNA, 306 nt
Organism: Babesia ovata
Lineage: Eukaryota; Apicomplexa; Aconoidasida; Piroplasmida; Babesiidae
Exons: 1
Coding region: 1-306 (101 amino acids)
Source: RefSeq, a predicted model, not a curated record
AUGCUCAUCGUUGAAGCUCUUCCGCGCUUCGGGCGUAAGGAGCUGUUGGUAGCCGAUAAUUGCGCAUACGCUUUUGACCAGGACCAUGAUACCCUCAUUGUCGGCUUCUGCGAGCACCUUUCUGAGUUCUACCAGCGCCUUCCGUUUAGCUCCUGGGACCCUUUCCAGCGAGAAGUUGACCAGGUCGGUGACGUCGACUCCGCUGAGCCGCAAGUGCGAGAACACGGCAGCGCCAGAGCCUUCCCUUUUGGGCGCGAGCUCCGGCACGAACGGAUCCGGCCGGACCUUGCAAUCCGAGAUGUAUAG